GAGUUCAUCCGAUUGUGAGCGAUGCCACAUCCGGUGUAAACCAUUUUAGCAGGACGCUAGCUGCCGAGCUAACAGAGUCUCUCUUUUUUUCCCUCAUAUCUGUUGCUUUUUUUGCUUCAUUUGUAGAGCGACCAGAACUGUAAGAUCUAAUAUAAUGGAUAGCGACUUGUCUGAUUUUGAACCUGUACCAGGACCUGAGACCAGUAGCAUGGAGGGGGAGAAUGCACCAGUUUACUGUAUCUGCCGGAAACCAGACAUCAACUGCUUCAUGAUUGGUUGUGAUAACUGCAAUGAAUGGUUCCAUGGCCACUGUAUCAACAUCACUGAGAAGAAAGCGAAGGCCAUCCGCGAAUGGUACUGCAUGAGGUGCAGAGAUGCAAGACCCUCAUUGGAAAUAAAGUACAGAUCAAAGAAAAACGACAGAAGAGAGAAGGAAUCUGAGCCUGAGAGAUCAGACAGAGGUUACAGCACCCCGAGUACCCCAGACUACAAGAGUGAGAGGAGGCGUGGAUCAAAAGUUAAGCGUUCAGUCCGAAUGUGUGGUGAGUGUGAGCCCUGCAGACGGACUGAGGAUUGUGCUCAGUGUGACUUCUGCAAGGACAUGAAGAAGUUUGGAGGCCCUAACAAAAUCAGACAGAAGUGCAGGUUCAGGCAAUGUGAGGUUCGAGCCCGGAAAAUGCUGCGUGUGAAGGAAGAGGAAUUAUCUCUGCGGGAAAGGAGGGACAAUUCCUACCACAGACGGAGACGGUAUUCGGACGACUACGACAGUGAGGCCGAUCUGUACCAGCAGUACAAGUCGGCAGGACUAGACGAUAACAUGGCAUGGGCCACUGAUGACGACGAAGAGCCGCCGUUCAGCCCCGUCAUGCGCAAGAAGGCAGUGAAGGUGAAGCACGUCAAGAGGCGGGAAAAGAAGUUUGACAAGAAAAAGGAGUCCCGUCGCCACAAACAGAAGCAGAAGCACAAAGACAAAACCAGGCAUAGUGACAAGGGGGAAUUGCGGGAUAACACUGGGCUGCGUCAGUGUCUGGGACCGACCUGUGUGGAGGUAGCAAGACCCAGCUCCAAAUACUGCUCUGAGGACUGUGGCAUGAAAUUAGCUGCCAACCGGAUCUACGAGAUCCUUCCACAGCGUAUCCAGCAGUGGCAGCAGAGUCCCUGCAUUGCCGAGGAGCAUGGGAAGAAGCAGCUGGAGCGCAUCCGCCGCGAACAGCAGAACGCCCGGAUGCGCCUCACGGAGAUGGAGCGACGCUUCCACGAACUGGAGGGCAUCAUUGCCAAGGCCAAGCAGCAGGCGGUUCAGCAGGACGAAGAUGUGAAUGAAGCUGACAGCGAAGACUCGGAUCUGCAGAUUUUCUGUGUGUCUUGUAGUCAUCCCAUCAGUCCAAAAGGGGCACUGAGACAUAUGGAGAGAUGUUACGCAAAGUAUGAGAGUCAGACCUCCUUUGGUUCCAUGUACCCUACAAGAAUAGAAGGAGCAACCAGACUCUUCUGUGACGUGUACAAUCCCCAGAGCAAGACGUAUUGUAAGAGGCUGCAAGUUUUGUGUCCGGAACAUUCCAGAGAUCCCAAGAUCCCAGUAGAUGAGGUGUGUGGUUGUCCUCUCGUGAAGAGUGUGUUUGAGCUGACGGGGGAUUACUGCAGAGUCUCCAAAAGAAAAUGUAACAGACAUUACAACUGGGAAAAGCUGAGGAGAGCUGAGGUGGACUUGGAGCGAGUCAGGGUGUGGUACAAGUUGGACGAGCUCUUCGAACAGGAGCGUAAUGUCAGGACUGCUAUGACCAACAGAGCUGGAUUGCUCGCUCUGAUGUUGCAUCAGACUAUUCAGCACGACCCCCUGACGACGGAUCUCCGUACCAACAAGGAUAGGUAGUUUACCUGUCGGGAUCCUUGUACAUAAAAUGAGAUGUGUUUCAUGUGUUUUAGGAUUUAAACUUAAAGAACAAUAACAACCCAUUUUCUAACUAGAUAAUUAUUUUAAAACCUUUGUAUAUUGAUUAACUUUGAGUGGUAAAUGGAUAUAUAUAUUUUUCCUGGCUGGUAGAUGAGCUGCUGCUGAAUGAAAAGUGCUGUUUGGUAUGAACACCCUGAAUAAACACCUUAAACUUG
Scophthalmus maximus (turbot) is the source of this 2109-nucleotide messenger RNA. RefSeq names its product CXXC finger protein 1b (gene cxxc1b). The record is from RefSeq and is a predicted model, not a curated record. Gene Ontology annotation, molecular function: DNA binding; zinc ion binding. Gene Ontology annotation, biological process: positive regulation of DNA-templated transcription. The transcript is spliced from 14 exons. Gene Ontology annotation, cellular component: Set1C/COMPASS complex. NCBI's taxonomy places the organism in Eukaryota, Metazoa, Chordata, Actinopteri, Pleuronectiformes, Scophthalmidae. The coding region runs from base 155 to 1873 and encodes 572 amino acids.